Molecule: messenger RNA, 771 nt
Organism: Pseudocercospora fijiensis CIRAD86
Lineage: Eukaryota; Fungi; Ascomycota; Dothideomycetes; Mycosphaerellales; Mycosphaerellaceae
Exons: 1
Coding region: 1-771 (256 amino acids)
Source: RefSeq, a predicted model, not a curated record
AUGGACCACAUACACGCCUUCUCGCCACUCGGACCUCCACUGAUCGGAGCCCAUUCCCAUCAAAUCCCAAUGCACAACCGUCGCCGAUCCUCAAUAGUCGCUGGUCUAGACAUUGAAGAGUUCCGCCAAGCCAAAGCUCGUCGGCAAUGCAUUACCAACAUCAAAUGCGAAUCAAGAGCAGAAGAAGAAUCCGAACCCAAAAAAUCCACCGUGCCUUCCCCAAAUCCCCAACUCCAAACCUCCAAACAAACCUCCCCCUUCCUCACCCUCCCCGCCGAACUCCGCAACAAAAUCUACACCUCCCUCUUCGAAUCCUCUGGCCCACCCCUCAUAAAACCCACCUACACCCUCCCCAACCUCUUAUGGAGCAACCGCCAAAUCUUCUCCGAAGCGAUCGGCCUCUACUACACAACCAGUCCCCCCUUCCGCUGCCUCGACGAAACCUCCACAAUCUCCUGGCUCACCACCCUCCCGAAACAAUUCCUCGACGCAAUCCCCGAAAUCCGAUACGAUACGCGUUGGAUUAUUUUCGUUACGCCUUUAAUCCCGGUUCCGGGGGCUGAGGGGUGGUUGUUUCGGGCUUUGAUUGAGAAGUUGGAGGGCAGGGGGGUGGGGGUUUGUGAGAGGGGGUUGGUUGGGAGGAGGAACGAGGUGGGGGAGUGGAGGGAGGGGAAGUUGAAGAUUAGUUAUUAUUCGAAACGGUUGGGGUGUAAGGAGAAUGGGAUUUUUUGGACGGAUAAGGUGGGGUUGGUUGAGAGUGUUACGGGGUGA